AUGGCUCCCAAAUCCAAACGAGCUGCCACGGAGCAGCCUCACGGCUACGAAUUCGGAGGACCACUUGGUGCCUUCGGAAUUUCGUUCGGUCUGCCGGUUCUCGUAUAUCUCUUCACCUUUACUUGCAACGACGUCUCAGGCUGUCCCGCGCCUUCGUUCCUGAGCCCCAAGACCCUAUCUCUGGACCAGCUGAAGCUCGAGGUGGGCUGGCCUGCGGAUGGCAUCUGGGGUCUAGCCAGCUGGAAGGCUUCUGGAGCUCUUGCGGCCUACUACUUCCUCAACCUGAUUUUAUACGCGAUUCUUCCUGCCGCCGAGGUCGAGGGUACGGUUCUGCAAUCUGGGGGCCGUCUCAAAUACAGGUUCAACACAAUGUACUCAAACAUGGCCACGCUCUUUGCGCUUGCUGCAGGAACCAUUGCCCAGGGUGCUGAAUUCCCCGUCUGGACCUUUAUCAGCGAAAACUACGUCCAGCUCCUCACCGCGAGCAUUCUCCUCUCCUAUGCCAUCGCCACAUUCGUCUACGUUCGAAGCUUCAGUGUCAAGACCGGAAACAAGGAUAACCGCGAACUGGCUGCGGGUGGCCACACCGGGAAUAUGCUGUACGACUGGUUCAUCGGACGCGAGCUGAACCCCCGUAUCUCGAUUCCCCUCAUUGGAGAGGUCGACUUGAAGGAAUGGUGCGAGCUUCGACCCGGCAUGAUGGGAUGGAUCAUCCUGAACUGCUCUUGGUGCGCUCAGCAGUACCGCAACUAUGGCUAUGUCACAGACAGCGUUGUCUGCAUCACCGUCGUGCAGGCUCUUUACAUUAUCGACUCGUGGGUGAACGAGGCGGCCAUCCUGACAACCAUGGAUAUCACCACUGAUGGAUUCGGCAUGAUGCUGUCGUUUGGUGACCUUGUCUGGGUCCCGUUCGUGUACUCUCUCCAGACUCGCUACUUGUCGGUGUAUCCUCGUUCACUGGGCCCUGUUGGACUUCUCACAACUGGUUCGCUCAUUUGCCUUGGCUUCUACAUCUUCCGAUCUGCCAACAGUCAAAAGAACGUUUUUCGCACCAAUCCAAAUGAUCCCAGCGUCGCUCACCUCAAGUACAUUGAAACCAAAACUGGCAGCAAGCUCCUCACCACAGGCUGGUGGGGAAUCGCACGCCACAUUAACUACUUUGGCGACUGGAUUCAGGCCUGGCCAUAUUGCUUGCCCACCGGCAUUGCUGGAUAUCAGAUUCUUUCUGCCGGCUCCACCUCGGCGGAAGGGGCUUUUGUCAUGGCCGAUGGUCGACAGGUGAUCCAAGGCGAAGCCAGAGGCUGGGGUAUGCUCAUCACCUACUUCUAUAUCGUGUACUUUGGCGUCCUCCUAAUCCACCGAGACGGGAGAGACGAUCAAAAGUGUUACCGCAAGUAUGGCGAGGAUUGGGUCAAGUACAAGAAGAUUGUACGAUGGAGGAUUAUUCCUGGCAUUUACUAA
Trichoderma atroviride IMI 206040 is the source of this 1461-nucleotide messenger RNA. RefSeq lists its product as uncharacterized. Gene Ontology annotation, cellular component: endoplasmic reticulum membrane. The record is from RefSeq and is a predicted model, not a curated record. NCBI's taxonomy places the organism in Eukaryota, Fungi, Ascomycota, Sordariomycetes, Hypocreales, Hypocreaceae. Gene Ontology annotation, molecular function: Delta14-sterol reductase activity. Gene Ontology annotation, biological process: ergosterol biosynthetic process.